Messenger RNA from Triticum urartu, 1761 nucleotides. Lineage: Eukaryota; Viridiplantae; Streptophyta; Magnoliopsida; Poales; Poaceae. The record is from RefSeq and is a predicted model, not a curated record.
AUGGAUCCUCUGCCGGAUAUAUAUCCCUUGACAAGCUUGCAGAUUGGGGACAUGCAGUCUUACAUCUCCCGGGCGUUCCUCUAUUUUGCACCGGUGAGCAAGAAGGUGCUUAUUCUGGUGGACAACCAGCCAUGGAUGACCAGCAAGCAGUCCAGAUCCGCAAGGCUAUGGCAGUUCAUGAUCACAAAGUACAGGAUGUCUCCCUUCGUGAAUUCGAGGAGUGGCACCGACACGGCGGCGAUGGCGAUGGCGAGCUCGGGCACAGAGAAAAGAAAAAUAACGGCGGCGAUGCGAAGGUGGCUGGCGGUGGCGAACUCGACCCCGGCGCUGCUCCACGGGUUCCUGGUGUUCGAGGUGUCAUGGCGGGACGUGCACGGCAUCAACUACUACAACGACCUGCUCACUGACACGUCCCUCGCCCUGGAGGCGCGCUACCUCAACAAGUGGGAGUUUUACAGCGCCGAGCAGGCCGCCGGGUGCGCGUCUGAGUGGUUCCUCGGCCGCGCCUCCGAGACGCACUCCCUCCGAGGGUACCUCCUCCACUAUCACCACCACCAUCAUCGUCCUCGUCCUCGUCACCAUCAUCGCUCCUCCUCCGCGGCGUCCGCCGGAGAAGAGGAACACGCUCGCGACGACGUUAUGAAUACGAUGGCGGCCAGCAGCAGCGGCGACGAGAGGUGCACGCCCACGUUGAGGAGGAGGAUGAGCUGGCGGAGCAGGGCUAGGAGGAAGAACCUACAGCAGCAGCAACACACCGAUCGCGACGAGGAGGAGGAGGAGGAGAAGGAGCAUGAUGAUGAAGGGCGGGUUCCCAUGCAUAUGCAUAUGCAGCAGUAUAGGUACAGCGACACCCUGCUCCUGUUUCGGUCCCGGGACGCGGCACUGCCGUUCAAGCUCCGGCAGAUCAUCACGUCGGACAUCCGGCUGCUCACGCUGCUCGAGUCUGGGCUGCCGUCGUGGGUCAUCUUCCUGCAGUCGUACCCGGUGCUGUGCCACAUGUACCGGCCCUGGAUGCGGCCCCUGGCGCGGAGCCUCUACGUCAUGGCCUCCCUCGUCACCGUCAUCAUCGGCUUCUACGACCUGUACAAGAACGUGCCACUGCUCAAGUCGGCGGCGGCGCGCAUCUGCGGCCCGCUCUUCGAGUGGAUCGAGACGUGGGACAUGGUCACCCGCAUCCAGUACCUGGGCACCAUCCUCUUCCUCCGCAACCUGCGCAAGUUCAUGCAGGGGCUGCUCGCGCUCCUGCACGCCGCCAGGGCACUGCUCCGUGUUAUGCUCGCUCCAUUGGCCGACCUAGGCUUGUGUCAGCUGCUUGCCACACUGGUUGUCCUAGCCUCACACGUGUGGCGCCUGGUGGUCGACCUGGCAGAGGUGGUGUGGGCGCCGUUCGACGUCGUGCUCGACUGCGUCGCCGGAUUGGUCACAACCUUGUGGCCGGUGCUCAAGGUGGUGGUGUUGCCGGCGAGGUUUGCGGUGGCGGUCGCAGCGUGCGCGGGGUCCGUCUUGUCCAAUAGCUACAACUUCUUCAAGGACAUCUGGGAGACUCUGAGUAGCAUCUUCGAGCUCAACCACAUGUCGGAGGCGCAACAAAGCGCCUUCGACAUGACCACGCUCAAGACGCUAUGGAAUGACCUCUUCUCGCAGAUCUUCCGGGCCAUCAGGGGCAUCCUCAAUGGCAUCCUUGUCUUCUUCUACGCCUGCAACAGGCACAGGCUCAGGAUGCGCCCGUCGAAUGUGAUGUAUGCAAGUGACCAAUCGUAG